This is a messenger RNA of Danaus plexippus (monarch butterfly), 1119 nucleotides long. RefSeq lists its product as uncharacterized. NCBI's taxonomy places the organism in Eukaryota, Metazoa, Arthropoda, Insecta, Lepidoptera, Nymphalidae. The transcript is spliced from 3 exons. The record is from RefSeq and is a predicted model, not a curated record. The coding region runs from base 100 to 1119 and encodes 339 amino acids.
GUUUAUUUCAUUUUUGCUUGGAAGAAUAGUUUCUUAUAUAUUAACAAUCCAAAAGAUACAAAUUGCCUACUUUUUACAAAAAAUCAUAUAGAGAUUACAAUGAAUGCAAUGGUUCCAGAACCAGGUAUCUAUCACGCAAGUGGCGAUGACUAUCUGUAUUGCAACGCAGCCGUAUCUUCGAUGUGUAUGACGCAACGAUUGAGUUGUUUGAGAUGUAGUGAAAGAUUGCGCUGUGCAUAUCGUGAAAGUGAUGAUGAGUUUAGUGGUCCAAAAAUUUGCCCUUCUACAGGUAAAUUCAAUCUAUGUGAUUAUACUUAUAAAACCACUACCCCGACGACUACAACCACUACCCCGACGACUACAACCACUACCCCGACAACUACAACCACUACCCCGACAACUACAACCACUACCCCGACAACUACAACCACAACCACUACGCCGACAACUACAACCACAACCACUACGCCGACAACUACAACCACAACCACUACGCCGACAACUACAAACACUACCCCGACAACUACAACCACUACCCCGACGACUACAACCACUACCCCGACGACUACAACCACUACCCCGACGACUACAACCACUACCCCGACGACUACAACCACUACCCCGACGACUACAACCACCACGCCGACAACUACAACCACUACCCCGACGACUACAACCACCACGCCGACAACUACAACCACAACCACUACGCCGACAACUACAACCACAACCACUACGCCGACAACUACAACCACAACCACCACGCCGGCAACUACACCUGAUCCAAAUACAACUUUAACACCAAAACCGGUUCCAGUAGAACCUACACAAAGUACACCUGAAGAAACAUUUCCCGAUAACCCUGAAAUACCACCAUCUCCGGAUAUUCCUGAUGAGCCUGUAAAUCCGAAUGAAGAAAAAGAAGAAAAGAUACCAGGCAUUGUAGUACCUAUUUUAUCUGCAACAGGAGGAGCAGCAGCAUUAGCUUUUGUUGGAUACUCAGCAUAUUCGUUCGCAAGUCCUAGUGUAACUGCAAGAGAAGAAGAUUUUGCUGACAACGAUUUAAAUGAAAAUAACGUUGAGCAAACAGCUAAAAUUGACGCAGAAGCAUUUCUCUGA